AUGUGGAGAACGUUUUAUGAUAUGAUAAAUAUUGGUGAUACUGAUGAACUGCUGAACUCUCUAGCUCUUGUUGGAACAAUUCUCUUCCAACUCAGCGAAAAAUAUCGUGAGUUGCAAGCAAAAUUGGAAGCUGAAGCUGCUGAAGCGACCAACGAAGAAACGAUCACUGGACGCUCUGCUAGGAAUGUAGACACGUUGACGGAAUCGUCCGAGAACGAGGACGGUGGUUCGAUGGCAGAUGAUCUGGAUGCGGCACAACGACGGCGAAUUGCUCAAACUCAUACGGGGUUAGCACUUUGA
This is a messenger RNA of Angiostrongylus costaricensis, 300 nucleotides long. The record is from the annotation of a GenBank genome assembly. NCBI's taxonomy places the organism in Eukaryota, Metazoa, Nematoda, Chromadorea, Rhabditida, Metastrongylidae.